Messenger RNA from Venustampulla echinocandica, 270 nucleotides. RefSeq lists its product as uncharacterized. NCBI's taxonomy places the organism in Eukaryota, Fungi, Ascomycota, Leotiomycetes, Helotiales, Pleuroascaceae. The coding region runs from base 1 to 270 and encodes 89 amino acids. Gene Ontology annotation, cellular component: mitochondrion. Gene Ontology annotation, biological process: electron transport chain; mitochondrial respiratory chain complex I assembly. The record is from RefSeq and is a predicted model, not a curated record. The transcript is spliced from 3 exons.
AUGCGUUUCACAAGUGUUCGCAGAGCGCCGAGAGCGAACCUCACCGGCUUCAACCCCAAAGACUUAGCGGCAGCAUCUGGUGCACCAGCAAACGACCCGUGGGCAAGAAGGGAGGCGUGGCGAUACAGCGGACCUUUCACUCGAUGGAAUCGAUUCAGAGGCAGUUUUCCCGGAUUGGGCAUCGCGACGGUGGCAUUUGCAGCGUAUUGCGGAUACGAAUAUAUGUUCUUGAAGGAUGACCAUGGAAGUCACAGUGAUCCUCAUCAUUAG